AAAAAAAAAUGUUUUUGCCAAACCAUUUUUCACCGGACAUAGUCAUAGAGAUGUCCGCUCUAAAUCGGUUCUUCGUUUUUUCGUCUUCCUUGUUUUUCUCAGUGUCGCGCCUUGUACUACCCACUACCGAACCCUCUUAAGUUCUUAACAAACUUUUCCUUUUCUCUGUAGAUGCGAAGGUCUUUGUGGCUGGUCAGCUCUCAGCGCAAUAAAUUUGCUCGUUUCCAUGGCCGACGUCGCUUCUUGCAAUCCUCUCCAUUCUACAAGACCCACCAUUCGGGUUUUGGCAAGCUACAAAACUCAGCAGUUCACUCUUCACUUUCCAAUUUCCUUCCCAACUUCACCGGAGAAAAACCCUCCCGCCGGCAAUGACGCCGACCAGGAUUUUCGCUGGACUGUUCCUUCUCCUCGCCGUCUACUGCGCCGUCGACCCAUUCAAGCACAGCGCAAUCUCCGAUUUCCCCGAUUACGUGUCCCACCUCGUGGAGUUGCCGCCGUGGUCGCUGGUUCCCACCGAGAGAGACGAGCUGAACUCGCUGCAGAAGUCGGAAAUCAAGUUCCUGGGUCAAAUUCAAGGCCCCGAGAGCUUGACCUUCGACCCUCUUGGCCGCGGGCCUUACACUGGUAUCGCUGAUGGCAGAGUCGUGUUCUGGAAUGGCGAGAAAUUCGUUGACUUUGCUUACACUUCCGGCAAUAGGUCAGCAAUAUGUGACCCUAAGCCUUCCCCAUUGGGCUACUUGAAGAACGAGCACAUCUGUGGAAGGCCAUUGGGGAUCCGAUUCGAUAAGAAGACCGGUGAUUUGUACAUUGCAGAUGCGUAUUUCGGGCUGAUGAAGGUCGGACCUGAAGGUGGAGUAGCAACAUCGAUUGCUACCGAGGCAGAAGGAGUUCCAUUCGGGUUUACUAAUGAUCUAGACAUUGACCAAGAUGGCAACAUCUACUUCACUGACAGCAGUACCAAGUACCAGAGAAGGUAAAAUAAUACACCUUCAAUUUUUGAAGUUCAUCACUUUCUCUGAUUAACAGGCUCUUUUGCAUUAGAUAUCCAAGUAUACCGUUAGAAAAAGCAAGUGACUUUAUGUUUCGUGUUGUUCAAUAGCAAAAGCAAGUGACUUUGCUAGUGGCUAUUGAAUCAUCUUCUUGUUGUCCCCCCAUGAAAUGAUGCUUUUGGAAGUUAUGAUGUGUUUCAGGAACUUCAUGCUGCUGGUUUACUCAGCAGAAAACAGUGGGAGAGUUCUGAAGUACGAUCCGAUCACGAAGAAGGCCUCUGUCCUUGUGAGAAACCUUCAAUUCCCAAAUGGGGUGUCUCUAAGCAAAGAUGGCUCCUUCUUUGUCUUCUGCGAAGGAGCACUCGGCGUAUUGCACAGGUACUGGCUAAAAGGAGAGAAAGCCGGCACUUCAGAGAUACUGGCAGUUUUGCCUGGAUUUCCUGACAACGUCAGGACUAACAAAGACGGCGACUUCUGGGUUGCAAUCCACUGCAGAAGAUCCUACUACAUUAACCUAUGCGCCAAAUUCCCAGCUCUCAGGACAUUCCUGUUGAAGCUCCCGAUUUCAGCCAAGUUUCAUUUCCUACUUCACAUUGGAUGCAGACCACAUGCCUUGGUCGCCAAGUACAGCCCAGAAGGCAAGCUGCUGCAGGUUUUGGAGGACCGUCAAGGGAAAGUGGUGAAGGCGGUUAGCGAAGUGGAGGAACGAGACGGGAAGCUGUGGAUGGGGAGCGUGUUGAUGCCUUUCGUCGGAGUUUAUAGCUUGGACAAAAAUUCCUUUCUUCCCUGGCCCACUCCGAUCAUGGAUGAAGAAGAUUACAGUGAUUACAUGGACGACGAGGACGACGAUGAACCCAGUGAUUACAUCGAAGAGGACGACGAUGAACACAGUGAUUACAUCGAGGAGGAUGACGACGAUAGAAACACCAAAGCCGCCGCCGCCGCUUUCUCGACGCUCAGCAAAGUCGACAUCGAGCGGCGCCAGGAGGCUCUGAUCGCGGAGGUUUCCACCCUCCUCUCCGUCCCGAGAGCCGUGGCGAUCGCACUCCUCGUCGAAUUCAAGUGGGAUUCCGACCUGGCCCAGGAGAACUGGUUCUCCGACGAGGAGAAGAUGCGCCGCUCCUACGGCCUGACCGCGGAGGCGGCGGACGGUGGUGGUGGUGGGGUAGAGAGUCGUGACGAGUGUCAGAUCUGUUUCGAGAGAUUCGAAAUCGAGGAGCGAGCCUCGCUCUCCUGCGGCCAUUCCUUUUGCAGGAUCUGCUGGUCGAGGUACAUCGAGCUGAGCAUCGACGACGACGGCGCUGGAUGCCUGACUCUCCGGUGCCCGGAGCCCGAUUGCCCUGUCUUGGUCUGCCAAUCCGCCGUCGGAACCCUAGUCAGCGACGGCCGGUACGUGGAGAAAUACGCCAGGGUCCUCCGCCGGUCGUACAUCGAGGGGAAAAAGGGCCACAAGUGGUGCCCUGUAUGGAGAAAAUUUGCUAGGGAGAUGCAUCUUCACUGUCACUUGGAUCAUCAUCAGUAUCACCAUCCCCCCUUGCAGCUGAGGCCUGAUCAAAGGAAACAGUGUAAGUACCAAACUGGAAACCUCGAGCACCAGACAUUGUUGCUCCUGAGGCUGCUGAUCCACUUGCAGUUUCCUUUCCAUGGCUUGACUGGGGUGAUCGGGGAGAAGUCCAACUACGACGUCGUGUGCGAUUGCUCGCACCAAUUCUGCUGGAACUGCGCGGAGGACGCGCACCGCCCUUUGAAUUGCGCGACGGUGGAGAAGUGGAUCCGGAAGAACAGAUCCGAUUCGGAGAACGUGAAUUGGGUGCUGGCGAACACGAAGCCGUGCCCUAAGUGCCGCCAGCCGAUCGAGAAGAACCAGGGCUGCAACCACAUGUCCUGCAAGUGCCGGUUCGAGUUCUGCUGGAUCUGCCUGGCCGACUGGUACAAGCACGGCGGCGGCGGCGGGGGAUGGUACUACUCGUGCAAUUCGUACGCGGUGCAGAAGGCGGAGGGGAAAUUGGGCGAGGAGGAGAGGAGGCGGGAGUUCGCGAAGCGGCUGGUGGACCGGUACGCGCACUACUUCGAGCGGUGGGCGGCGAAUCGGAAGGCGAGGAAGAGGGCGGCGGAGGAUCUGGAGAAGCUGCGGAGGGAGCAUUUCGCGCAGCUGGUUUCCGACUACGGGCUGGCGGAUUCCGAAUUGAAUUGCGUGGGCAGGGCGUGGAUGCAGAUCAGGGAGUGCCGGCGGGUGCUGGAGUGGACCUAUGUGUACGGGUACUACCUGGCGGAGGAGGUGGAGGAGGAGGGCGGCGGCGGAGGAGGGAGGAAGAAGGUGAAGAAGGAUUUGUUUGAGUUUUUGCAAGGGGAGGCGGAGGUGAGCUUGGAGAGGCUACAUAAGUGCGCGGAGAAGGAUAUUUCCCCGUUUAUUAAGGCCGCCGCCGGCGGCGGCGGCGGCGGGGGAGAACGAGUGGUGGAGGAGGCGGAGAAGCUGGAGUUCUUUGAGUACAGGUUGAAGCUGCAGGAGCUGACCAGUACGACGGGGAACUUCUUCGAGCGGCUGGUGAGUGGGUUGGAGAAUGGGUUGGAGGAUGUGAAGCCGUGA
Molecule: messenger RNA, 3576 nt
Organism: Linum tenue
Lineage: Eukaryota; Viridiplantae; Streptophyta; Magnoliopsida; Malpighiales; Linaceae
Source: the annotation of a GenBank genome assembly